Molecule: messenger RNA, 1441 nt
Organism: Polyodon spathula (Mississippi paddlefish)
Lineage: Eukaryota; Metazoa; Chordata; Actinopteri; Acipenseriformes; Polyodontidae
Product: whey acidic protein-like
Exons: 4
Coding region: 177-680 (167 amino acids)
Biological process (GO): antibacterial humoral response; innate immune response
Cellular component (GO): extracellular region
Molecular function (GO): peptidase inhibitor activity
Source: RefSeq, a predicted model, not a curated record
UAAAUAAAUAAAUAAAUAAAUAAAACAUUGAAAAGGGCAGACACUAGGAUGGAGAACCUUGGUCGCUGCCCGGCGCCCCCUGUACCCCCUGUACCCCCCUCCCUCUCUUUCUGCGCUUUUGCCUGAGCUGGUUUUUACUCCCUCAACGCAAUCAAACUCUGCCGGCAGAAGAGACGAUGAAGGCGGGCGAGACUUACUUUCUGCUGGCGAUUCUCUGUGCUUUGGGAACAUGGCUGCAUUUAGCCGCUGCCACCGGACACAACUCCACAAUGGUUAAGCCGGGUCACUGUCCCAGGAAGCUGCAGGUGGCCCCCUCCAAGCGGGCCUGCGUCUGUGAUGAAGACUGUCCUGGGGAUGACAAGUGCUGUGUCUUCGCCUGUGGAUCUGUCUGCGUGCCCCCUGCUUUCACAAAGCCCGGUGUUUGCCCACGGAGACAGCGCGGAGCCGGGAUGUGUGCCGAGUUCUGUUCUGAUGACAGCGACUGCCCCAAGGAUGAGAAGUGCUGCAGCAAUGGCUGUGGACACGAGUGCACAGCGCCAUACACAGUGAAGCCAGGCCGCUGUGCUCGCCCCAAGGGAACCCACAUGUGUGCCGAGUUCUGCUACCACGACGGGGAGUGUCCCGAGGAGCAGAAGUGCUGCCGCACCACCUGCGGCCACGCCUGCAGCGAGCCCUGCUGACCACACCCCACGCAGCAGGCUGCCUUUUAUACUUGACCCUUCGUUUUGUAACUCUCUCUCUCUCUCUCUCUCCUCUCUCUCUCUCUCUCUCAUGUUGUGCAGUGUGUCCGUAUCAGGUUUUUAAACCAAUAAAACGGCCUGGUUAGCCUUACAUUUUCAUUCCUUCCUGUCUUCCAUAGAAACAUUCAGAUAAAAGCAUUUGAGUGUUAGUGCUCUCUCUGUGUGAAAAACAAAUCAACUUGGCUCAGUUAAGUGAGCACUCAAGUGUAAAGUGUGAAAUACUGGGCCGAGCUCAGGUUAAGAGUACCCUAAUAGUUUCUCAAGGUUGUGCAGAGCCAGGUAGCAGCUAGAAAGUUAUUCUGAAGACAUCCCUCCCCUCCCUCCCUCCCACAGGAAGAGGCUCCAGAGCCCUUUUUUAAACAUGCCAACAUGUUUUCCUAAACGUCUAGACCCUUUUGCACACAUUCCAGAGAGAGAGAGAGAGAGAGAGAGAGAGAGAGAGAGAGGGAGGCAGGCAGGCUUUGGGACCAAACCGCUCGAGAUGCCAAAAAUCACAUCACCCAAUAGGGCUUUAACAAAUAUGGCAAGUGUGGAUUACAAGUAGGAAAACAGGUCUGUGCUUUGCUUAACCCUUUCGUGCAUGAAAUAUUCAUAUAUUUUUCAUUGACAUUUAUUUCAAUUUUUUCCCCCACUGCUUUAUAUGGGGAGAAAUAUCAUAAUGCAUUUGCGUUUUCUAUGUCCCAAAUGAAGACUAGAAGAGA